GGUUGUCCUUGUGUUAUCAGUGAAAUGUUAAGCCAAUUUUUGUACAUGAGGUCUUUUUGUAACUUAACUAUGGAAUUUGUAUUUCAGUGUGCACUGAAAUCGGGUUGUGGACUCAAAAAUCUUAUAUAAUUCAGUGGGGAUUGAAGUUAAGUUUAUUAACAAAUUAAAAACUGUGUGCAUUUCAUAAAUAUUCAUUCAAGUCACAGGAGAGGGACAUUUUAGUGAAACAUAGGCUGAUAGCAUUUCAAUAUAAGAACAGUUCACAUAAACUAUUGCAAAAUGGCAACUUCUGUUGGUCUAGAUUAUAACAGUUUAGAUUUAGUGGAGGACUAUGUCUGCAGUGCUUGCGAAAGUAAAAAUAUUUGGGAAAGUUCUGAUUAUUUUUGUGCAACAUGUAUGAAGUAUUUCUGCAGACAAUGCAUUUAUUUCCAUGAUCAAUUAUAUGCAAACCAUUGCAAAUAUGGCAGAGAAGAAAGAGAGAAAUGGCCCUUUACAAAGACAGUGGAGGAUUUGCUACUGAAAUGUGAUGUCCACAAGGACAAGAAACUGAAAACAUUCUGUCAUGACCACAGUCAGCUGUGUUGCACUGAUUGUGUUUUACUGCAUCACAGACUGUGCACCAAUGUGGCGCUGAUUUCUGAGUCAGUCCAAAAUAUGUCAGUGGACAUGCAACAGUUGUCAAUCAAUCUUCACACUAUUCUUGAUGAACUAAAUAAGUUUAAAUGUAGACAGGAUGCCAGCAUUCAGUCUGUGGAGGCAUCAUGGAGCGAAAAACUGAAAGAAAUCAAAGACUUGCGUAAUAAGUUAAAUGCUGAUUUGGAUGAACUAGAAAAUAAAACCUUGAAAGAACUGGAUGAAAUUAGGGUCACAUUGCAAACCUCUCUCAAGGAAGAUGUUGACAACUACAGCAGGCUUGAGGAUGAGUUUCAAGCACUCAGUGACGCUGUACAUGUCCUCUGUGAUAAGAGCGAGAAAGAAGUUGAGUUCAUAGCCAGCAGAAAAUGUCUGGACAAAAUACAAGAGUAUGAGUCGUAUCUGAAGAAGAUGAAGAAGAACCCUGUGAAGUUGAACAGUCCAAUAAUAUUCAUGGCAAAUGGUGACAUCCAGAAUAACCUAUCUCAACAAACUAGUCUAGGUAGAAUUAUAAAUCUUAAGAUCCAAAAUCCAGACCAAGAGUUUACUGUGAAGAGGAAAUUGGAGUAUUAUACUGUGAGAACAUGGAAUGACACAAAGAAGACUUGCAACAUCAGUGGCAUAUGCUGUCUGCCUAGUGGAGAGAUCAUUGUGACAGAUUAUGAUAAUAAGAUACAGGGCUUUUUUUCCUUCUUUGGGACCCGCCGAAAAUCGGCCCUUUCCCCGCGCAUUUUUUGUUCCCCUCAGCAGUUGAAUUUUCCCCAAGACUUCAUUUUUUUCCCCUAAAAAAAAAAAAAAAAAAAUAUUUUUUUUUUUUUAACUUUUAACCCUUAAAGCGCUGGAGCUGAAUUUUA
Dreissena polymorpha is the source of this 1487-nucleotide messenger RNA. Its product is annotated as E3 ubiquitin-protein ligase TRIM33-like. The record is from RefSeq and is a predicted model, not a curated record. The transcript has 2 exons. Gene Ontology annotation, molecular function: zinc ion binding. Lineage: Eukaryota; Metazoa; Mollusca; Bivalvia; Myida; Dreissenidae. Bases 280 to 1419 code for a protein of 379 amino acids.